This is a messenger RNA of Schizosaccharomyces japonicus yFS275, 3219 nucleotides long. RefSeq names its product notchless-like protein. Gene Ontology annotation, cellular component: nucleolus. Bases 69 to 1583 code for a protein of 504 amino acids. The record is from RefSeq and is a predicted model, not a curated record. Gene Ontology annotation, biological process: protein-RNA complex remodeling; ribosomal large subunit assembly. The transcript is spliced from 4 exons. Lineage: Eukaryota; Fungi; Ascomycota; Schizosaccharomycetes; Schizosaccharomycetales; Schizosaccharomycetaceae.
CUACAGAAGUGCAACGCAAGAAAAUAGGGUUAGGUUCUUGAGACUCAAGUUACCCUCUACCAACAGCAAUGGCGACUCUUCUGCCUCCUAAAAGCAAAAAACAGAAGAAGGAACAUGCUAAUCCAAUCUCAAUAGAGGUUCCGGAGAAUUUUCCUCUUGUACAAAUUGAAUUUAAGGCCUCAGAUGGCUCCAAUUCUAUUUCUUCACUUUUAGUUCCUGGAAACAGUUCCGUCAAGCAAUUGGAAACACUUGUGAACCAACUUAUUGGAAAUAAAGAUGAUCCUGUUCCAUUGACGUUCGCUCUUGAAGGUGACGCUGGUUCUAACUUGGAAAUUCCAGACAAUCUUUAUUCUACUAUCUUUCAGCCUGGCUUGAAGAAGACAGAAGAUCAUCUAACCAUUCUUUAUACUCCACAGGCUAUCUUCCGUGUACGGGCUGUCACAAGAUGCAGUGCUGCCAUGAAUGGUCAUGACGGUACAAUUAUCGCGGCUCAAUUUGCACCUAAUAACAGCUCUCGUCUUGUUACUGGUAGUGGUGAUUUCACUGCCCGUUUGUGGGACUGUGACACAGACACACCGAUCGCUACAUUGCGUGGUCACAGAAACUGGGUUUGUUGUGUUGCCUGGGCGCCUGAUGCCUCGGUCAUUGCUACGGGUAGUAUGGACAACACUAUCCGGUUUUGGGAACCAAAAAAGGGUCUUCCUCAAGGAGAACCUUUAAGACGACACACAAAGCCCAUAAUGUCUCUGUGCUGGCAGCCAUUACAUCUUUGCAAGAAUAAUGAGUCACCGAAAUUGGUUUCUGGCUCUAAGGAUAACACCGUCCGAAUUUGGAAUCCAAAAUUGCGCACACUUCUGUUUACACUUUCUGGUCACACUGCCCCAAUCACUUGUGUGAAAUGGGCUGGCAACGAUUGGAUCUACUCCGCAUCUUAUGAUAAGACAAUUCGCGUUUGGGAUGCCAAAGAUGGAAAAUGCCUUCACAUUUUGCAGGCACAUGCUGCUCGUAUUAAUCAUCUUGCUCUUUCCACUGAUCAUAUUUUGCGUACAGGUGCUUAUGAUCAUACAAACUUCAAGCCAAAAUCUCCAGAAGAAGAACGUGUACGUGCUAAGGAAAGAUAUGAGGAAGUCAUUAAAUCACAGGGAGAGGAGCGACUUGUGUCUGCCAGUGAUGACCUCCAAUUGAUGCUUUGGAAUCCCUUAAAAUCGACCAAGCCUAUUGCCAAAAUGCAUGGUCAUCAAAAAGUUGUUAACCAUGCCUCGUUCUCUCCGGAUGGACGUUACAUCGCUACCGCUAGCUUUGACAAUUCGUUGCGUUUGUGGGAUGGUAAGACGGGUAAAUUUAUCGCUACUCUCCGCGGCCAUGUUGCUUCUGUAUAUCAAUGUGCAUGGUCAAGCGACUCCAGACUGUUGGUCAGUUCAUCUCAAGAUACAACUUUAAAGGUGUGGGAUGUGCGCACGAAACAGUUGAAGUUUGAUCUUCCUGGACAUGAAGAUCAAGUCUUUGCCGUCGAUUGGGCCCCAGAUGGACAACGUGUAGCAUCUGGUGGUGCUGAUAAAAAAGUUCGUAUUUGGAAACAUUGAGUUUUUGGUUAAAAGCUUUAUAUUUUUUUGGAAGGCGAAGGGAAUACCUUCAUUUGACUUGUAUACCUUUCUACUAGGUUAGUGUAUUAUUUGGGUGCACUUCACUUUUCUUUCUUUCUAAAGGUUAUUUGGGUUUGUCUAUUUUAACUGAAGUAUGAGUAAAUGUCUAUUCGUGCUUUAAAUAUUAUGCGAAAAUGUUUGAGGUCUUGUUGCGUGAAAUUGAAGAGCGUGGUCGUAGUUUACAUCACGGUACAAUCCAUUCCGUAAAUGGCUUUGUCAACUUCGUGUUUAACGUAAAACCAAUCGCUUCGACAGUGUGCAAACUCGUAAACUUCUUCUGGUCGAAAUACGGAGAAUCGACUGGAAUCUGUGGUAAUUGCACCAAUUUCUUUAGAGUUCUUUCCAUCCACAAUAAAUAGAUUGGCAAUUUCUUUUAACGCCUUAAAAUACGGAGCAAUGUCCCGUUGUUUUAGCGAUAAUGCAAAUUGAUAGUACCGAUUGGCAUCACUAUAAGUAUUAGCACCAUUAGAAAAUUUGUUCGAGGAUCCGUGACAUACCUUAAGAAGCGAAUUCCACCGGCCGUAGUAAAUUUUUGCGAACGUAUGAAUGUACAAAUAGAUGAGUACAGGCGCAUACCGAUUUCUUUGUAAAACACGUCAAGGAUUUCGCGGUCAGCACAACCGACAAUAAGCUUUAGGUGAUAUUCCAAAAAUUGUACGACGUAUUGACAGGCCUUUGAAGGUUCAACGAUUCCAAUUUCCUCAGUAGCGAAGUAAUCAGGAGGUGUUAAGGUUUCAAGCAAAUAGUCGACGUGCUCCAUUAAUACAUUUAUUCCUUUGUGUAAGCCCUCGGCUGCUUUCUCAUCAAUAAGGUGUUCAAAAUUCUUUUUCUCGGAAACGGCGGGAUCAAAAGUGUCAUCCUUAACACAGAUAUUUCUCAUUUCUUCUUCGUAGAAUGCAUCGAUCAUCUGCUGGAUCAUGUCGCCAACACUAAUAAGUUCCAGGAAUUUUACAACUGGUUCGAUAGUUUCAGUUAUUUCGUUCCGCGGAUCAAAUGAGGACAAAUGUUUGAUGGCCCGGUCAAACCCAGAUUUUAAGUGACCAGUUCCCAAAACUUUCAAAAGUGUUAUGAAAAGCGAUUUGCACAGCUUUCUAACAUCAUCAUCUUGGGAAGCCGAUACACCCAAAAAUACGUUGGCUCGAGCAAGACUGUUCUUGCAAGCAUGAAUUAAACUGAGCGCCACUUCUAGAUUAAACAAUGAACUAAUUCCACUAAGUCUUUCUUUCAUAAGGGCGACUUGCAGCUUUAGUUCAUUAGUAUCCAUUGAAGCGGUACUAUUGUGAUGAGCAAAAGCGUGUGAAGCCGAGUCGGUCAGUUCUAAAGAAACCAUGUCAUUUUUGUGUUCUCCUGCGUAUAAGGUAUCUUCGUUUUCGGCGUCAUUAGUAUUAGAAAGAGAAAAGAGAGAGGUAGGGCGAAGCAUAAUUUCCUUGAACGCUUUAAGAAAAGUGUUUUUCACCAUUGACUGACUCAUAGCUUUCUGGUAAACGGACACAGUUGCAUCUGCCUUUUUUUCUAACUCAACAUUCCAAUCAUUAACAAUUCGUUGAGUUUUUGAGUUUAGUAAUUGCAACUCCUG